Momordica charantia (bitter melon) is the source of this 417-nucleotide messenger RNA. RefSeq lists its product as uncharacterized. NCBI's taxonomy places the organism in Eukaryota, Viridiplantae, Streptophyta, Magnoliopsida, Cucurbitales, Cucurbitaceae. The record is from RefSeq and is a predicted model, not a curated record. Gene Ontology annotation, molecular function: calcium ion binding.
AUGAGCGUAGAAAUUCUAGACAGCGCCACCAUAAUCAACUUCGUGGAAGACGAGGAAGCAUUCGGCGCGUGGAUCAGAGAGCGUUUCAGGCACCUCGACGCCGACCGUGACGGCGUGCUCUCCUAUGCCGAGAUGCUGCAGGAGUUGCACAGCCUCAGAGUCUACGAAACCCACUUCGGGGUCGAUGCGAAACCCGACCCUGACGAACUCUCCCGCCUCUACGGGGCCGUGUUUAUGCAGUUCGAUCGGAACUCAAACGGAGAAGUUGAUUUGGAGGAGUUCAUGGCGGGAACUAAGAGGAUCAUGGUGGCCAUUGCUGAGGGAAUGGGAUUCUUGCCGCUCCAAAUGGCGUUGGAAGAAGAUGGAUUCUUGAUGAAAGCCGUUCGAUCCGAGAAAAGCCGCCAAAGUGGCUGCUAA